AUGUCCAUACGGAUAAAGAGGCAUGAGGAAGAACGACAAUUGUCAUAUGAAGAUCAAAUUUCGAUACAAAAGCGACAAUAUGGUUUAAUUAAAUCAUCAAACAACGAAAAUCAAUACCAACGUCCACAACACGAUUAUCGUUGCAUACAUCGUCAACCACUUCAAACGACAAGCAACUAUCAUUAUUAUCCCUUUAGUACACGGCAGGUAUUAGCAAAUUAUGGAUAUGCUUUAACAAAUUGUCCAAAACUUGGUUAUGGACGUUACAGCAAAGUAUGUGAGGGUAUACAUCUUCGAACUAACAGAAAGGUAUUACGCUAUUAUAAAAACAAUUAUGCUAAUUUCCUAAACUAA
Loa loa (African eye worm) is the source of this 354-nucleotide messenger RNA. RefSeq lists its product as hypothetical. Bases 1 to 354 code for a protein of 117 amino acids. The transcript has 3 exons. Lineage: Eukaryota; Metazoa; Nematoda; Chromadorea; Rhabditida; Onchocercidae. The record is from RefSeq and is a predicted model, not a curated record.